Molecule: messenger RNA, 3636 nt
Organism: Salvia miltiorrhiza (redroot sage)
Lineage: Eukaryota; Viridiplantae; Streptophyta; Magnoliopsida; Lamiales; Lamiaceae
Product: RNA pseudouridine synthase 2, chloroplastic
Exons: 5
Coding region: 99-3503 (1134 amino acids)
Biological process (GO): pseudouridine synthesis
Molecular function (GO): protein binding; pseudouridine synthase activity; RNA binding
Source: RefSeq, a predicted model, not a curated record
UGGGGGCCUAGGAGGCUAGGAUCACAAAAUUCGUGCAACCCGGUUACAAAAAUAUGGCAUAGGCCGCAUUGUUUACAAUUUUAGAAACGACUUUCGAAAUGAGAAUGCUGUCCCUUCAAUCCUUGUCUUGGUUUUCAGUUAAACCCCAACUCAUAAACCCUAGAAGCCCUUCUUUCCGGCAACUCGGAGCCACAACUCAUGCUUAUUCUAAUUCCAUUCCGGCCGCGAACUCCGACUCACAUGACUUCAGCAAGCAGUCUUCCGCCCUCCCCAACAAUUAUUCCGGCGUCAAAAUUGAGGAAAGGGUGGCAUUGGAUUCCGGGAAGCUGCGGCUGGACUCAUGGAUUGCUUCCCGCAUUAACGGCAUCAGUAGAGCCAGAGUUCAGUCCAGCAUUCGUUCUGGAUUGGUGUCUGUCAAUGGCCGCGUCAUCAAUAAGGCCUCGCAUAUGGUGAGAUUGGGGGACAUGGUGAAUUGCACGAUAGCUGACUUGCAGCCUCUGAGGGCUGAACCGGAGGACAUUCCAUUGGAUAUAGUGUAUGAAGACGAACACGUGAUUGUUGUCAACAAACCUGCUCACUUGGUUGUCCAUCCAGCACCUGGCAAUGCAACUGGAACAUUAGUUAAUGGAAUUCUUCACCAUUGUAGACUUUCUUCUAUAAGUUUCAAUCCAGAGACCCUGCCUGAGGUUGAUGAUGAUUCAGGGGAUGAGAUUAGUGCACUAUCUUUAGAUCAAGGUCCGGGUGAAGGUAUUGCUUUUGGCCUGUCCGAGGCCUCUGUACGUCCUGGAAUUGUGCAUAGAUUAGAUAAAGGGACCAGUGGGUUGCUUGUCAUCGCGAAGGACGAACAUUCUCAUUCCCAUCUUUCUGAACAGUUCAAGAAACACACUAUAAAGAGAGUUUAUGUUAGUCUUACCUGUGGAGUGCCGACACCACUCUCUGGGCGUGUUGAUGUCCCAAUAGGUCGUGAUGUAAAUAACAGGAUCCGUAUGAUAGCUACUCCUGGAUCUGCUACCCAGGGACGGGCCCGUCAUGCUGUUAGUAGUUGGAAUAUGUCAUCUAUUGUAAAUAAUAAAGCAUCCUUUCACAGUAAUUCUUUAAAUCCAAUAUCAGACUGCAAUGACACCUAUAGACCUUUUGGCCAGAAAAUUAACUUCUCUGGAAUCAAAACUGAGGAUCACAUUCAAUCGAACACCAGAAAAUUGACAAUUGAUCAUUGUGGUUCCACAAGCAUCAAUUGGAUUAGUGAAGAUAGAGCUCAUUUCGGCAUUUACCCAGACCCACUGCAUCUGCUAAGUGGAAGUACCACAUUAUUACUUACUCAUGCAAAGCAGAUUCAUGCCCAACUCCUCAGAACAAGUCUGUAUGAUUCUCCUCAUUAUAGAACAAAGCUCCUCUUGCACUACUCCAAAUACUUUCAGUUUUCUGACGCCAAAAACCUUCUCCGGUGCUUGAGGCUAGACCUCUUCUCAUUCACUACCCUUAUAAAUGCAUCCUCCAAAGAUAAUGAUUUUAAGACAACUCUCAGUUUAUUUCAUCAAAUGUUUAUUGGUGGGCUUUACCCAGAUGCCCAUCUUUUACCAAGUGUUAUCAAGGCUUGUGCUGGUCUAUUGGCUCCUAGAAUUGGAAAGCAAGUCCAUGGGUUCUCUUUAUCAUCUGGGCUCUCUUUGGAUCCUUUCGUGGAGUCUUCGUUAAUUCAUUUUUAUUUAAAAUGUGAUGAUAUAGUUAGUGCCCACAAGGUGUUUGAUAAUAUGGUGGGGAGAGAUGUUGUUUCUUGGAGCGCAUUGGCUGCUGGUUAUGCAAGGAAAGGUGAUGUAAUUAAUGCAAAAAAGGUGUUUAACGAGGUUCAAAAUCUUGGUUUUGAACCAAAUAAUGUGUCUUGGAAUGGUAUGAUUGCGGGUUUCAAUCAAAGUGGCUGUUUCCUGCCGGCAGUUUCAAUGUUUCAGCAGAUGCAUUAUCAUGGUUUUACUCCUGAUGGUACUGGAAUUUCCAGUGUUCUUCCUGCAGUAGGUGACUUGGGCUAUUUAAAUGCAGGCACACAAAUUCACGGACUUGUGAUCAAGACUGGUUUUGGUGCCGAUAAGUGUACUGUAAGUGCACUCAUUGACAUGUAUAGCAAGUGUGGGUGUCCUCAAGAGAUGUUGCAAGCAUUUGAGGAUAUGGAUCAAGUGGAUGUUGGAGCCUGCAAUGCCUUCAUAGCAGGGCUCGCUCGACAUGGUCUUGUUGACAAAGCGUUGCUGGUGUUUAAAGAGCACAUGGCCCAAGGAAUGGAAUUGAAUGUUGUUUCAUGGACUUCAGUAAUAGCUUGUUGCUCACAGCAUGGUAAAGACAUUGAGGCUUUGGAGCUUUUCAGAGAAAUGCAGUCUGCUGGUGUCAAACCAAAUGCUGUGACCAUUCCUUGUUUGCUUCCUGCUUGUGGCAAUAUUGCAGCACUUAUGCAUGGGAAGGCUGCUCACUGCUUUUCUGUCAGAAGGUACAUUACAACUGAUGUUUAUGUAGCCAGUGCACUGAUAGAUAUGUAUGCCAAUUGUGGAAAGAUCCAAGAAGCUCGAUGUUGCUUUGAUAGGAUGCCUGCCCGUAAUUUGGUUUGCUGGAAUGCAAUGUUGGGCGCAUAUGCAAUGCAUGGAAAGGCAAAGGAAGCCAUUGAAAUUUUUCUCCGGCUGCAGAGGAGUGGACAGAAACCUGACUCUGUUAGUUUCACCAGCCUCUUAUCUGCAUGUAGCCAAAGUGGCCUUACAGAAGAAGGGUAUCAUUACUUUGAAAGCAUGCACAAGGAUCAUGGUGUUGAACCUAGAAUAGAGCAUUAUGCUUGUAUUGUGAGUCUGCUUGGUCGUGCUGGCAAGCUUGAAGAAGCCUAUUCCCUGAUUACGAAAAUGCCAUAUGACCCUGAUGCUUGUGUUUGGGGUGCAUUAUUAAGUUCCUGUAGACUUCAUCAUAACAUGAGCUUGGGUGAGCUCGCUGCUGAUAAAUUGUUUGAACUAGAACCAAGAAAUCCUGGAAAUUACGUUCUGCUGUCUAAUAUUUAUGCUUCUAAGGGGAAAUGGAAAAAUGUAGAUAAAGUCAGAGAUAUAAUGAGGGAGAAGGGACUGAAGAAGAAUCCUGGCUGCAGUUGGAUUGAGGUCAAGAACAAAGUACACAUGAUUUUGGCAGGUGACAAAUCGCUUCCUCAAAUGGCUCAAAUCCUGGAUAGAUUAACUAAAUUUAGCGCAGAAAUGAAGAGAGCAGGUCACUUGCCAAAAACAGAUUGGGUGCUACAAGAUGUGGAGGAACAGGAGAAGGAGCAUAUCUUAUGUGGCCACAGUGAGAAGUUGGCUGUAGUUUUUGGUAUUCUUAAUACUGCUGAGGGAUCUUCUCUUAGGAUCACUAAAAACCUAAGAAUUUGUGGAGAUUGCCAUGCUGUUAUAAAAUUUAUAUCUAGAUCUGAGAGGAGAGAAAUUUUUGUCAGAGACACGAAUCGUUAUCACCACUUCAAGGAUGGUGAAUGCUCAUGCCAGGAUUACUGGUGAUGGGGGUUCCACAAUUGCAUUAUUUCAUUUUUCUGUUGACAUUAUGAGUUGGGGCAGUCACAGUAGUGGAGAAGGAUAACUAGGCAUUGCCCUUGGGCUUGUAAUAAUCUAAUAUAAGAGCCCUUGAUUGCCA